AGAAACACCCGUAGUCAAACACCCACUGCAGGAGACUGGGGGAUGUUAUACCGCCCUGGAUACAAAUCAUCAUUGUAGGAAUAUUGACCAAACAUACAUUUGUUGAAUCUCAACGGCAAAGAUUGCAUCAUCUUUCGGACUGUAAAACUUUGUUAAAGUUUUCGUCCACAUGUUUCAGUGCUUGUUUUACCAGAGAGUGUCUGAAGACUCAAGGAUCUAGUAAUGGACCAGAACCUGUUUGGAGGGGCCCCCAGGUUUCUCACGCGGCCCAAGGCUUUCGCAGUGUGCGUGGGAAAGGAUGCCACCUUGAGCUGCACCAUCGUGGGCAACCCCACCCCACUGAUUACCUGGGAAAAGGAGAAGCUACGUCUGACCUCUGGGGGCCGCUUCAAGAUGGUGGAUGAUGGUGACGUCUACCGCCUCACCAUCUACGAUCUAACCCUGGAGGACAGCGGCCAGUACAUGUGCCGGGCCAAAAACAAUGUUGGGGAAGCAUAUGCAUGCGUAACCCUUCACGUAGGCCUUCCACAGGAGAUGGUGGAGAGGGCCCCCGUCUUCAUGGUCAAGCCUACCUCCACACGCGUAGGCCUGGGGGGCGAUGUGGUCUUCCACUGCCGGGUUGCGGCUUACCCAGAGCCCAAAUUUGACUGGGAGAAGGACGGGCGUUACCUGGCCGAGACGAACCGCAUCAAGGUGACAUCGGACAGUGACAGCAGCUCUCUGAGGAUCCAGAGCGUGCGCAGUCUGGACAGCGGCACAUACACUUGCCGUGCCCAGAAUUCGGUAGGCCGCUCUAACUCCGCCGCCACCUUGGUUGUAGACACCCAGGACUCCCAUCACCUGGGCAAGGACAACAGCACCUCCCUCCUCUCCCACCUGCAGAAGCGUAAAGAAGGGAUCUCUAUCUACUGCACCGCCGAGACCAGCAGCUCCACUUACAACUCCACCACCACCUCCUCGACCGCCACCACUAUGGUCACAGAUGGGUUGAGCCUUCUGGGUCUAGACCACAGCAGCGCAGCACUGGUCAGUCAUCUGCCCAAAGGCGUCUUCACCCGCACCUGCACAGUGACUGAAGGCAAGCACGCCAAACUCAGCUGCUUCGUGACAGGCCACCCCAAGCCUCACAUAAUCUGGAGGAAGGAUGGGGGGAACAUUGGCGAGGGACGCAGACAAAUCAUGUAUGAGGACCAGGCCGAGAACUUCAUCCUCAAGAUCCUGUACUGCAAACAGAGGGACAAUGGUCUGUAUACCUGUAACGCCUCCAAUAUGGCUGGACACACCUACAGCGCCGUGCUGGUGAUAGUUAAAGAGCCCAAGGUGCCUUUCAGGAGGAAGCUGCAGGAUGUGGAGGUCCAGGAGAAGAUGACGGCCACGCUGCUGUGUGAAGUGCCCAUCUCCUCAACCCAGGCCAGCUGGUUCAUGGAGGAGACGCGACUGGAGGACUGCUCCAAGUACCGAAUGGAGGAGGAGGGCACCAUGCGGCGCCUCACCAUCCACAACGUCACCACCAAUGAUGAUGCCGUCUACAUCUGCGAGAUGAAGGAGGGGAGCCGCACCGUGGCCGAGCUCACUGUGCUGGGCAACAUCACUAAGAAGCUGCCCAGGAGAACUGUAGUGCCAGUGAGUGAUACAGUGAUCUUCUGCGUUGAGCUGGAGCACCCCUGUUCUGACGCCUACUGGACACGCAAUGCCGAGCGUCUGAAGCCGGACACACGCAUAAUAAUUGCGUGCACCCUCAGGCAGUACACUUUAACCAUCAGCCACUGCCAAGCUGACGACUCAGGAGAGGUGGCCUUCAUGGCUGGAGACUGCAAGACCUCCACAAGAUUCUCUGUCACAGCUGCCAGAAAGCAUCCUCCUGAUCCCCCCAUCGAUGUGGUGGUGCGCAACAAGACAGACUCAUCCAUCACCCUCCACUGGUCCCCCCCAGACAGUGACCGCCCUGUGCCCAUCAAGGGGUACAUGGUAGAGAGGAGGAAGGUGGGUGCCCAGACCUGGCAGAGGUGCAAUGGCAUGGAGAUCAGCCCCUUUACUGAGAUCACGAUCCAGAACUUCACAGAGGAGGCCAGCUACCAGUUCCGCAUUUCUGCAGUCAACAACUAUGGCCAGAGCCAAUACCUGGAGGUGCCCGGGACCUUCUACCUUGAGCCCAGUGCAGAGGUGAAAACAGGCCUGAUGAACAGCACAGCCAUCUCAGGUGAGGAGGCCUCACUCUCCGUGGAUCUGUCUGCCGUGUGCUCUGGCUUCUGGUCUAUCAACGGACGCCUCCUGCGUAGUGGUGGUGACUACCUCAUCACCCGCCAAAAGACCAUGCACACGCUGAUGAUCCGGACGGUCUUGAUGGAGAUGAACGGAGCCGUGGUCAAAUUUGUGGGCGGUGGCUCGGAGAGCACUUGUAUACUCAAAGUGAAGGCUCCACCUAUCCGGUUCACCAGUAAGUCUGCUCACACUGAGGUGGUGACCUGCAGCGCCCAGUCCUCCGCCCAGAUGACCACAGAGGUGUCUGAUUACCAUGCCCAGGUGGUCUGGAUGAAGAAUGGACGGGAGCUGAAGAUGGGCAAGAAGUAUGAGUGCAUAACCACUGACCACAAGAGGAUCCUGAUGGUGCACAAUGUCACUGAAGAGGACACGGGAAUCUAUGAGUGUGUCCUAAACGAAGACAGAAUGUCCCUGAAGCUUUCUCUAAAAGAUGAAGCAAAAUUCCUGAACAAGCCCAGGGGUCCCAUGGGGGUGGCACCUGCCCUCAGUGGGCACCUUGAGUUGAACUGUGAGGUAUCGUCUGCCAGCGGGGUGGUGGUGUGGAGGAAGGAUCAGACAGUGGUCAUUGAGGACCAAAGAACGACCAUUAUCUCCAAAGGGACACAGAGGAGACUGGUUAUCAAGAACGCCAAGAAGAGUGACGAGGGACACUACUCCUGCGAGACAGCGGAAGACAAAGUCACAUUCCAGGUCAAGAUAAAAGAAGUUCAACAGGCUGCCUUCACCAACAAGGACUCUGUACAGAAGGAAGUGAGAGCUACUCUCUCCCAGAAAGCCACUCUGAGCUGUGAGGUUGCAGAUACUAAGACAGAGGUGAAAUGGUACAAGGAUGGCAAACAGAUCAUUGCAAGUAAAACAGUCUCCAUGGAGACAAAGGGCAAGAGUCGUCUGUUGGUAGUAGACAAAAUGGAGAAAAAGGAUGCUGGAGAGUACACCUGUGAAGCUAGAGCAGAGAAGCUGGUCUUUAAAAUACAUGUGUCAGAAGCCCAACAGGCUGCCUUCACCAACAAGGACUCUGUACAGAAGGAGGUGAAAGCUACUCUCUCCCAGAAAGCCACUCUGAGCUGUGAUGUGUCAGAUUCCAAGACUGAGGUGAAAUGGUACAAGGAUGGCAAACUGCUGACUUCCAGUAAGACAGUCUCCAUGGAGACAAAGGGCAAGACUCGUCAGCUGGUGAUAGAGAAGGUGGAGAAGAAGGAUGCUGGAGAGUACACCUGUGAGGUUGGAGCAGAAAAACUGGUCUAUGAGAUACAGGUGACAGAGGCCCAGGCUGCCUUCUCCAAUAAGGACUCUGUACAGAGAGAGGUUAGAGCUGCUCUCUCCCAGAAAGCCACUCUGAGCUGUGAUGUGUCAGAUACCAAGACUGAGGUGAAAUGGUACAAGGAUGGCAAACUUCUGACUUCCAGUAAGACAGUCUCCAUGGAGACAAAGGGAAAGACACGUCAGCUGGUGAUAGAGAAGGUGGAGAAGAAGGAUGCUGGAGAGUACACCUGUGAGGUUGGAGCAGAGAAACUGGUCUUUAAGAUACAUGUGACAGAAGCACAUCAGGCUGCAUUCACCAAUAAGGACUCUAUACAGAAAGAGGUGAAAGCUACUCUCUCCCAGAAAGCCACUCUGAGCUGUGAGGUAUCAGAUACCAAGACUGAGGUGAAAUGGUACAAGGAUGGCAAACUUCUGACUUCCAGUAAGACAGUCUCCAUGGAGACAAAGGGCAAGACUCGUCAGCUGGUGAUAGAGAAGGUGGAGAAGAAGGAUGCUGGAGAGUACACCUGUGAGGUUGGAGCAGAGAAACUGGUCUUUAAGAUACAGGUGACAGAAACUCAAGCAGCUUUUACCAAUAAGGACUCUGUACAGAAGGAGGUGAAAGCUACUCUCUCCCAGAAAGCCACUCUGAGCUGUGAGGUAUCUGACACCAAGACUGAGGUGAAAUGGUACAAGGAUGGCAAACUGCUGACUUCAAGUAAGACAGUCUCCAUGGAGACAAAGGGCAAGGCUCGUCAGCUGGUGAUAGAGAAGGUGGAGAAGAAGGAUGCUGGACAGUACACCUGUGAGGUUGGAGCGGAGAAGCUGGUCUUUAAGCUACAGGUGACAGAGGCCCAGGCUGCUUUCUCCAAUAAGGACUCUGUACAGAAGGAGGUGAAAGCUACUCUCUCCCAGAAAGCCACUCUGAGCUGUGAGGUAUCUGACACCAAGACUGAGGUGAAAUGGUACAAGGAUGGCAAACUGCUGACUUCCAGUAAGACAGUCUCCAUGGAGACAAAGGGCAAGACUCGUCAGCUGGUGAUAGAGAAGGUGGAGAAGAAGGAUGCUGGAGAGUACACCUGUGAGGUUGGAGCAGAGAAACUGGUCUUUAAGAUACAGGUGACAGAGAUUCAAGCAGCUUUCACCAACAAAGAGUCUGUAAAGAAGGAGGUGAAAGCUACUCUCUCCCAGAAAGCCACUCUGAGCUGUGAUGUGUCAGAUACCAAGACAGAGGUGAAAUGGUACAAGGAUGGUAAGCUGCUGACUUCCAGUAAGACAGUCUCCAUGGAGACAAAGGGCAAGACUCGUCAGCUGGUGAUAGAGAAGGUGGAGAAGAAGGAUGCUGGACAGUACACCUGUGAGGUUGGAGCAGAGAAGCUGGUCUUUAAGAUACAGGUGACAGAAUCCUCUGCCAAGUUUAAAAAGACUGCUGUGAAGGAUAUAUGCAGUGUUCAAGCAAGUGAGAAGAUUGUUUUGACCACUGAGCUGACUUCGGAGAGUGCCAGUGUUAAGUGGUUCAGGGAUGGAGUAGAGUUGAAGGAAGGCACUAAAUAUGAGAUGAAGAGAGAGGGUCAUUCUCGUACCCUGAUUGUGAAGUCCACCGAAGUCAAAGACAGUGGCACCUACUCUUGCCACACUGAUGAUGACAAGCUUGAGUUCAAAGUUCAAGUCAAACAUACACCGCUGAAGUUUGUGGUGCCGUUGCAGCCUGUAGCCACAGAGCUGGGUGUUACGCUGACCCUGACCUGUGAACUGAACCAAGCCUCAGGGGACGUACUCUGGCGCCACAACAGUCGUGAGGUCAAACCCGGUGGCAGGUUCUGUGUCAGCGCUGACAGUGCCAAGCGGGUCCUUACCGUAACAGGAAUGACCAAAGAGGAUGAGGGAGAGUACAUCUGUGAAUGCAAAGAUGAUAAGACCUCUGCCAAGGUCUCCACCAACGCCCCCAGACUGGUGAAUCUGACUUCCAAGCUGAGCAGCAUCGUUGCAGUGGAAGGGAAAGAUGUCAUCUUCAAGUGUAGUGUCACCCCAGCAGACGUCAAAGUAAAAUGGUUCCGCAACAACGUGCCAAUCACUGCUGGGCCCAAGUAUAAGAUUGAGCACAGGGCCACCAGCCACUCCCUCACCAUCACAUCAGUCAGUCAGGAGGAUGCUGGGGAGAUCAGCAUGGCAGCUGAGGGCAAAACCUGCAGCGCUACCCUCCAAGUGCAACUGGAGCCGGUGAUGUUCAAGAAAAAGCUGCAGAACGUGACGACGGUAGAGGAUCAGAAGGGAGUGAAGCUGGAGGUGGAGCUUAGUAGACCUUCUAAAGAGGUCAGGUGGAUGAAGAACAGCGUGGUGCUGCAGCCCGGAGCAAACAUGGACAUCAGGGUGGACGGGGCCAAGCAGACCCUGAUCUUCAAGAGUGUGACUACCGCUGACCGCGGCUACUACUCCUGUGAAACUCUGGAUGACAAGACCCAGGCCAAACUCACGGUGGAUGUGCAGAAGAUUGAGGUGGUCAAGGGCCUGCUGGCCGAGGUCAAGGCCAAUGAGAAGGAGACAGUGACCCUGGAGGUGGAGCUCAGUCAAGCUGACGUGGAGGGUUCCUGGACCAGGAGCGGAGCCAAGCUCAAGGCAGGGUCCAACUGUCGCAUCACGGCCCUUGGAAAGAAGCAUGCCCUUACACUGUCCCAACUCAAGAUGGAGGACGCAGGAACGAUUGUCUUCCAAGCGGAAGGGGUCAAGUCUUCUGGCAAGCUCAUUGUUGCAGAACCUGCUGCCAUGAUCUCUAGGCCCAUGGAGGAUGUCAAAGCUCCAGAGAAGGAGAAGGCAACACUUGAGUGUGAGGUGUCCAGAACCAAUUCUGAGGUCAAGUGGUUCAAGGGUGAUACGGAACUAAAACCAGGAAAGAACUUUGGCAUCCACUCCCAGGGUCGCACACGUAGCCUCCUCAUCCAUAAAUGUUCCAAAGAGGAUGAGGGCACAUACGUUUGUCGAACGUCUGACGACAAUACAUCAGCCAAACUCACUGUACAUGCCCGAGACAUUAAGAUAGUGAAGAAGCUAGAGGAUGUGGAGGUGAUGGAGAAAGAGAGUGCGUCAUUCAUGUGUGAGAUCUCUCACGAUGAAGUGGCCUGCCAGUGGUUCAAAGGUGACACCAAACUCAAAGUUGGUGACAACAUCAAGAUGAGACAAGACGGUAAAAUCUAUGUGCUGCUGAUUAAAUCGGUGACACCAGAAGACGUGGCGGAGAUUAAAUUCACAGCUGAAAAGGCCUCUUCAACGGCCAAACUGACAGUGAAAGGCAAAGCCCAAUCUGUGUCACGGGAGCUGCAGAGCGUCAGCGUUGUCUCAGGGGAGGAUGCUGUGUUUACCUGUGAGGUCUCACAGACCAGCACCACCGUCCAGUGGGCCAAGGAUGGGAAGGACAUCAGGAAGAGUGAGAAGUAUAACAUCAGCAAAGAGGAGAGGGUCAUGAAGUUGACCGUCCGCAGCGUCACUGUCCAGGACUCUGGAGAAUAUAGUUGUGAGGUCAUCGGAGGAGCCACUACCAAGGCCAAGCUGGUGAUCAAAGAGCCAGUCCACAAGUUCACCAAGGAGCUGAAGGACAGUGAGGCGGAAGAAAAGGGUUCAGUGACUCUACAGUGUGAGACGGCCCAGCCUGCCUCCAAGGCCACCUGGUCCAAGGGAGGCAUCGAGCUGAAGGCCGGGGGACGCUGCGAGAUGACCCAAAAGGAGACCGUUCUCACACUUACCAUUAAACAGCUGGAGGAGAAAGACAGCGGAACUUACACCUGUGACGUGGGCACCGCCAAGAUGACGGCUAAGGUGACAGUCAAAGCCUUGCCUGCCAGCUUUAAACAGAAGCUGAAGAACCAGCAGGCCACGGAAGGAGAGAAUGCUACUCUCUGCUGUGUGUUAGCCAAACCUGGAGCCAAGGUUCAGUGGAAGAAAGGCACUGAGAAUCUCAAAGCUGGAAACAAAUAUGAGAUUAAGCAAAAAGAUGCCUGCUGUGAGCUUCAGAUAAAACAUCUGAAGGUUGAAGACAGUGGAGAGUACUCCUGUGAGUGUGGAGAUCAGAGGACCACAGCGACUAUAAACGUCAAUGCGUUACCUGUGACCUUCAAACACAAACUGGCGAGCCAGGAGGCUGAGGAAGGGGGCAGUGUUACCCUGCACUGUGAACUCUCUAAACCUGGAGUCCAUGUAGAAUGGAGAAAGGGAACACAGGUGCUGAAGUCUGGAGAAAAGUACCAGAUGAAGCAGAAAGAAUCUGUGAGUGAGCUCCUGAUCAGCAAAGUAGUACCUGAGGACAGUGGAGACUACAGCUGUGUGUGUGGAGAACAGAAGACUACAGCCAGUCUCAAGAUUAAGGCCCAACCUGUUACAUUCAAACACAAACUGGCGAGCCAGGAGGCUGAGGAAGGGGGCAGUGUUACCCUGCACUGUGAACUCUCUAAACCUGGAGUCCAUGUAGAAUGGAGAAAGGGAACACAGGUGCUGAAGUCUGGAGAAAAGUACCAGAUGAAGCAGAAAGAAUCUGUGAGUGAGCUCCUGAUCAGCAAAGUAGUACCUGAGGACAGUGGAGACUACAGCUGUGUGUGUGGAGAACUGAAGACUACAGCCAGUCUCAAGAUUAAGGCCCAACCAGUGACCUUCAAACACAAGCUGGAGAGCCAGAAGGCUGAGGAAGGGGGCAGUGUUACCCUGCACUGUGAACUCUCUAAACCUGGAGUCCAUGUAGAAUGGAGAAAGGGAACACAGGUGCUGAAGUCUGGAGGAAAGUACCAGAUGAAGCAGAAAGAAUCUGUGAGUGAGCUCCUGAUCAGCAAAGUAGUACCCGAGGACAGUGGAGACUACAGCUGUGUGUGUGGAACACAGAAGACUACAGCCAGUCUCAAGAUUAAGGCCCAACCUGUGACCUUCAAAUAUAAACUGCAGAGCCAGGAGGCUGAGGAAGGGGGCAGUGUUACCCUGCACUGUGAACUCUCUAAACCUGGAGUCCAUGUAGAAUGGAGGAAGGGAACACAGGUGCUGAAGUCUGGAGAAAAGUACCAGAUGAAGCAGAAAGAAUCUGUGAGUGAGCUCCUGAUCAGCAAAGUAGUACCCGAGGACAGUGGAGACUACAGCUGUGUGUGUGGAGAACAGAAGACUACAGCCAGUCUCAAGAUUAAGGCUCUUCCAGCCACAUUCAAACACGAUCUUGAGAGCCAGGAGGUUGAGGAGGGGGGCAGUGUUACCCUGCACUGUGAGCUCUCUAAACCUGGGCUCCCUGUAGAAUGGAAGAAGGGAACACAGGUUAUAAAGUCUGGAGAAAAGUACCAGAUGAAGCAGGAAGAUUGCAGUGUGAAACUGCAAAUCUGUGAUUUGAAACCUGAAGACACAGGAAACUACCACUGCAGCACUGGAGACCUAGAGAGCUCAGCAUACCUGAAAGUCAAUGCUCUCCCAGUCAUAUUCACCAAAGAUCUGCAGAGCCAGGAGCCUGAGGAAGGGGGCAGUGUUACCCUGCACUGUGAGCUCUCUAAACCUGGAGUCCCUGUAGAAUGGACGAAGGGGGAGGUGGGUCUCUGCCCCUGUGCCAAGUAUGAAAUCGUCCAGGAAGGACACAGCGCCAGACUUGUCAUCCACAGCUUAGACCCUGAAGACUCAGGCAGCUAUACUUGUGACAGUGGCGACCGGAAAACCACAGCAAACCUUUCUGUGAAGGCCCUGCCUGUUUACUUCAAAACCCGACUACAGAAUCUAGAGUGGGACGCAGGUGAGAUCGCCAUCCUCCGCUGUGAGAUCACAAAUCCUGGGGCCAGCGUUGUUUGGAGCCGGGGCGACAGGGUCUUGGAGUCUAACAACAAGUAUCAGCUGAAACAGGAAGGUGCCAUAGUGAAGCUUAUCAUCUAUAACCUACAAGGCGAUGACUCUGGGGAGUAUAUCUGUGACACGGGUUACCAGAAGACCUCAUCCAUGCUCACUGUACAGGAGCUGGAGGUGACCAUAGUGAAGGUCUUGAACAGCUGCUCGGUGCGCGAGGGGGAGGACGUUCACUUUGAGUGCCAUCUGUCCCACGAGGAUGCCAAGGAGGUCCAGUGGAUGCUUGCGGAUGUCCCUCUGCAGAACAAUGAAAUGAAUCUGAUCCGCAGCCAAGGCAAGGUGCACAGCCUCACCCUCAGGGGGGUCACCCAGGCCGACUCGGCCACAGUCGCUUUCACCGUCGGCCACCAUACCUCCACCGCCAGCCUGACCGUCGGAGGGGCCCCUGUGGUGUUCAAGAAGGAGCUGGAGAGCCAGGAAGCAGUUGAGGGGGGCAGUGUCUCCCUGACCUGUGAGAUCAGUGUUGAGGGCAAGGUGACAUGGAGAAGGGGCUCCGUGCUCCUCACCCAGGGGGAGAAGUAUUCCAUGGAGCACACAGGUUCUACCUACAUCCUGAUGGUUCACAAGCUGAAGGUCGAGGAUGCUGGAGAGUACACCUGCGAUACUGGGGAUAAGCAGAGCACGGCCACCCUGAAAGUCAAAGAGUCUGUACGCAUCACUCGGGAGCUGCACGACAUCACAGUGACCACCGGGCAGGAUGCUGUCUUUGCGUGUGAGUUGUCCCAGGAGGGCGUAACCAAUGGACAGUGGUGGCUAGGGGAUAACCUCCUCCAAAACAACGACCUGAACCAGAUGACCUUCCAGGGCCGGGUGCACCGGCUGACACUGCAGAUGGUCACCACUGAUGAGUCAGGGGACGUGGCGUUUGUGGUGGGCGAAAAGAAGACCGUCGCAUGCCUACUGGUAGAAGAGAAGCCCAAAGUCUUAAUCCUAGAGAAGCCUCAUGACACAGUGGCUUUGGAGGGUGAGACAGUCACCCUGUCCUGCACCGUCUCCGACCCCACGGCCACUAUCAACUGGAGCAGGAAUGAUGUUGACAUCAAAGCAGGCCUCAAGUAUGACCUGCGGAAGAAUAGAGCUCUCAUGCAGCUCCGUAUCCACAACCUGGAGAUGGAGGACUCUGGAACUUACUGCUGCGAUACCGGGGAUGCACAGUGCACCGUCACAUUGACUGUGGAAGGUGCCCCAGCAUUCUUCCAGAAGGAGCUGAAGAACAAGGAAGCCCAGGAAGGCGAUGAUAUCACUCUGCGCUGUGAGCUCUCCAAGGCGUGCACUCAAGUGGAGUGGAGGAAGGGAGGCAUGGUCCUCCAGGCUGGUAAGAAGUAUGAGAUGAGGCAGGAGGGAUGCGUUCAGGAGCUCUGCAUUCGUAACCUGGAGCCAGAGGACAAUGGCUACUACACCUGCGAUGCUGGAGACCAGCUCACAACGGCGUCGGUGGCAGUACAAGAGGCAGAAGUCCUCAUAGUGUGUGGUCUAAAGAGCACCGAUGUCUUUUUGGGCGAGUGGGCCACCUUCUCCUGCCAGCUGUCCCGCGGUGUGAGGCCCGGGGAGGUGCAGUGGUGGCUGGACGGGACCCUUCUCCAGGACAGCCCCUCCAGCGAGAUAGGGCUGAGCAAGGGCCACGUCCACACCCUCACCCUAAAGGACCUGGCCCCGGAUGCCUCGGGCACCGUCACGUUCAAAGCCUGCAGCCUGGUGUCCUACGCCAAGCUCUUAGUUAAAGACCCCACAGUAGAGGUGGUGAGCGAGAUGCAGGACCUGCGGGUGGCUGAGGACAAGCCGGCUGAGUUCAUCUGCCAGUACUCCCGGCCGGUCCAGGCCCAGUGGAAGAGAGAUGGUCGGCCUUUGCAGCCUGACGGCCAGAGGGUGGUAGUGGAGCAGGACUGGACCGUGGCUCGCUUGUACAUUAGACACGUGUCCACCGAGGACAGGGGGAGAUACUCCUGUGAGGCAGAGGGGACCUGUGUGGUUGCCUUACUGGAGGUGGAAGCCAAACCCAUUGAAAUCCUACAAGGCUUGGAGAACAUGGACACCAUUGACGGCGGGGAGGCCCUAUUCGAGUGCUCUAUCUCUCGUUGCGAGAUCAAAGACUGCCACUGGCUGAUUGGGGGCAAGCCGGUGAAGGAGUCGCCCACCACGGAGAUCGUGUCCUUCGAAAAUGGACGCCGCCACCUCUUGCUGCUCAAGGAUCUGCACGUUGGAGACAGCUGCAAAGUUACUUUCCAAGCCGGCACCGCAACAACCUCCGCCAUGCUCAACGUCAAAGGCUGGCAGCUGGAUGUGGUGAGUGGUCUGGAGGAUAAGGUAGCUGUGGUGGGAGAGACUCUAGAGUUCAGCUGCAAGCUGACUGAGCCUGUGCCUGAGGCGGAGGUAGCCUGGUACUCUAACGGAGCCGAGCUAAAGGCUGAUGACACCUGGGGCAUGAGGGCCGAUGGCUGCUCCUACCACCUGGUGCUUAGACAGACACCAGCCAUGCCACCACAGGAGAUCACCUUCGCUGCCAGGGACGCCAUCUCCAUGGCCAAGCUCACCAUCAUCACUGUUCCUGACCCCCCGGAGGACCCAGAGCUGGUCAGUAAGAGUAAGCAGGCGGUGACCCUGUCUUGGUUCACACCCCUCAGCGACGGAGGCAGCCCUAUUUUGGGCUACAGGGUGGAGAUGAGGCUGGCGGACAGUGUCCUCUGGCUGCCGUGCCAUGCAGAGCCUGUGUGUAACACAGAGUUCUCUGUGGAUAACCUCAUCCCAGGGAGCGGCUACAGGUUCAGGGUGGCAGCCAUCAACAGAGCUGGGACAGGAGAACCUGUCCAGCUGCCUCAGAGCGUUCAGCUGGAGGCUCCAGUGACAGUGACCCAACAGUUGGCCUGUCCAGACCUGCAGGAGGGUAAGAUGGCCCGUGUGGCUUGUGACCUCUCUGCUGAGGGCAGCUCGGUCACCUGGCUCAAAGACAACAAGGAGGUGGAGUAUGGGGUCAAAUACCAGGUCACCACAGAGGGCAAGACACAAGUGCUGCUGAUCAAAGACUUUGAGUCUGCUGACCAGGGUGUGUACACCUGUGUGGCCUCAGACGAGGCAGAAAGCUCCCUUAAUCUCAACCUACCAAAAGGUGGAGAUGGGGUUCAGUUGGAGGAGGGGGCCCAGCCCAGCCUGCCUCCUGAGGCUGCCUCCGAGGGUGACGUCCAUGCACUGUGGGAGGACCUGGCCAAGAAACGCCGCAUGAGCCGAGAGCCCACCCUUGACUCCAUCUCUGAGCUGCCUGAUGAGGAGGACAAGGAGCCCAAGACACCCAAGGGACCAGUCAAGGAGAAGAAAGCCCUGGAGAAGGAGAAGGUGGGGGUGAAAGCCCUGGAGACUGAGAAAGUGGAUGUGAAAGCCCCGGAGAAACAAAAGGUGAAAGAAAAGGAAAAGGUUGUAGAGCAUGUCAUCGUCCCUAAGAAGAAGGUGUUGGAGCCAAACUUGUACACCAGCUCUGAGGAUGAAUCCAGGCCUCCAACACUGGUUUCCUACCUGAAGAAGAGCAGCAAGUCCUCCCUCUCUGUGAGUGACCAGACAGAUUCCAUCUCCACUGAAAAGUUCUACGCACAGUUCAAGUUGAAAGAGGCGACCACAGUCCAACAGACUUCGGUCCAACAGACCUCAUCUUCAGUACAGCAGAUCACAGCACAGACCACGGACAUCACGAAGGUCAUUGAUGAGGAGGACGAAGAAAUGGGGCUGCUGGAUGCUGCUGUAAAGAUCCAGGCUGCCUUCAAGGGGUACAAAGCCCGCAAGGACAUGCGUCCAGUCUUCAAGGACGUCUUCAAGGACCAGACCAAGGAACCCAAUGGCACCAUCCACCUGGAGUGUGUGGCGGAGGGCAAGCCAGAGAAGGUGCGCUGGCUGAAGGAUGGCGAGCACCUGGCGGACGGCAAGCACCACCACAUUGACAUCUACAACGAUGGCACCUGCUCUCUGGUCAUCACCGCCAUAACCACCAAGGACACGGGUGUCUACACCUGUGAGGUCACCAACAAGUUCGGGGUGACCACCCACAGCGGCAAGGUGACGGUGGGCUUGGCGCGGGAGGCAUCUGGAAGGAGGCCCCUGACCAUGGGCUACAGUGCCGACAGCGAGGCGGAGAGCUCGUCGGCAGAAAGCGAGAUGGACGAGUCUCUGAGGCAGGCUAGCAAACGUCUUCGCCGCCUCCUCCGCACACGCCUGCCGGCCACGUCGGAGGAGGAGUCGUUCGUCAGCUGUGAUGAUGAGGCUGAGCUGCAGUCCCCCGACCCCAAAUCGUACCGCGAGGACGAGCGAUACAUCUACAUCCGCUUUGACAAGCGGUCUGAGGCCCAGGUGGCGUCUCAGCGCUUCAAGGAGAUGUUCACGGCCCAGGGGGUCCCUGUGGAGACCACCAUCCAGGAGGCUGGACCUCUCAAAGUGGAGCUGCGCAUCAUGAAGAUGGGAUACACUCAAGAUGGCUCUGCAACACCCACACAGGAGAAGCAGCUGCCUGUGUUCAUGACAGGAGCCCCCGCGGCCCCAGUCUUCCUGACUGAACUCCAGAGCCAGGACGUGCCAGACGGUUACCCGGUCAGCUUUGACUGCGUGGUGAUUGGGAAGCCUCCACCCAGUGUGCGUUGGUUCAAGGAUGGUAAGCUGCUGGAGGAGAACGACCACUACAUGAUCAACGAGGACCAGGAGGGCUGCCACCAGCUCAUCAUCACCACCGUGCUGCCCUCUGACAUGGGCGUCUACCGCUGUAUGGCUGAGAACACCAGCGGCAUCGCUGCCACCAAGGCUGAGCUCAGGGUCGACAUGUCUUGCAGCUCAGACUACGAUACUGCAGCUGAUGCCACUGAGACCGGCUCCUAUAUCAGUGCCAAGGGCUAUAUGUCUAGGGAAACGGAAGCCUUUGAGUCUGUGGUAGAGGAUGAGCAGAUGCCACAAGUACUGGAUGAGCUCCAUGAUGUGCACGUCAGCCCAGGCUCACCCAUCGCUAAGAUGCAGCUGAAAGUCAAAGGGUUCCCUAGUCCAAGGGUGUACUGGUUCAAGGACGGCCACCCGCUGCGUUCCUCAGACAGGAUUCUGCUGCUGGACAAGCGAGAUAUCCACAGCCUGGAAGUCCUGGAGGUGAAGAGGGAGGACACAGGAGAGUACUCUGCCUACAUCAGCAACGCUGCUGGAACAGCAUACUCCUCUGCUAGGCUGCUGGUUCUGGGUCCAGGAGAGCUCACGCCUGUAGAGAAGCACGAUCCCAAGGUGCCUCUGGUGCCACCCCGCUUCCUGGAGAGGUUCAGCAACAGGAAGGUGAAACAGGGAGCCAGUGUCACCAUGUCUGUCAGAGUGGAAGGUUCUCCCACCCCAAUGGUGACGUGGUUGAAAGAGGAGUCUGCUGAGGACGUGUUGUGGAUCAAGCCAGACACUAAGGGCUACAAGGUGGCCAGCUCAGGGCGCCAACACAGUCUCAUCCUGAUGGAUGUGGGCUCUAAGCAUGCAGGCACAUACACCUGCAUCGCCACCAACAGGGCCGGACAGUCCAUUUGCACUGCCCAAUUUGAAGUGGAGGAUGCACCACGACCAAAGGAAGAGACCACAAUCCCUCUGGGGAUUACUAUCAGCCCUCCAGAUGAAGAUGUUGGCAGAGGAAAAAUGCAGUAUCUAGGUGAAGUUGGAACAGAAGAGUUCCUUAUGAAGCUCACCUCCCAGAUCACUGAAAUGGUAUCUGCCAAGAUCAGCCAAGACAGCACACAGAACCAUCAAGUGCUCCAGUGGAUGAAAUCAUGGCCCAAAGCCUCCACCUCACUACGUGUCCCGGGAGGCGAUAGUGACGACGAGACCAAGACACCCUCCGCCUCACCACACCAUGGUCGCUCUCGCCCCGGCUCCAUUCUCGCUGACUCCUCCUCUGAGUCUGACGACCCUGAUGCCAGGGGAGAGAUGUUUGACAUCUAUGUGGCUACGGCUGACUACAACCCCACCAUCCCCAACAAAGAUACCAUUUCCCUGAAGGAGGGCCAGUAUGUUGAGGUUCUGGACUCGGCACAUCCACUCAAAUGGCUGGUCCGGACCAAACCCACAAAAACCACUCCAUCCCGACAAGGCUGGGUCUCACCUGCCUACCUGGAUAAAAAACUCAAGCUGUCUGAUGUUGCUGGUGACAUCCCAGAGGGAGGUGGAGAAGAGGUCUCAGAAGGAGAGUACAAGAAGAGACUACUCCAACUGAUUCAAGACUUGAUCAACAGCGAGGCAGAGUUUGUCAAAGAGAUGGACUUCUUCACCUCCCACCACAUCAAGCAAGUGGAGAGCCCUGACACCCCAUCUGACAUCACCAGCCAGAAGGAGGCCAUAUUCAGGAACAUCAACGAGAUCAAGGCCUUCCAUAGCGAGUCCAUGCUCCCUAAGUUGAGCCACUGCGACACUGAUGACGACGUGGCCAUGCGCUUCCUGAGGAGUGGCGAGGGCUUUGAGAAGUACCUCCAGUACCUCGUAGGCCAGCAAAAGGCAGAGGCCGCUAUCAGUGACAAGACCGUACACCGCUUCUUCAAGGAAUACACAGACAAAGAACAGGCCAGUGCCGACCCUGCUGAAGGUCCUGUACUGAGCAUCAACGCCUACCUACAGAAACCUCUGGACAGAAUCCAGAAGUACAAGGCCUUGCUCAAGGAGCUGAUCAGGAAUAAGGCCAGGAACGGUCAGAACUGCUGCCUGCUGGAGGAGGCCUAUGCCAUGGUUUCAUCACUGCCUCAGCGUUCAGAGAACACACACCACGUCUCCAUGAUAGAGAACUACCCUGCCACUCUGGAUGUAUUGGGGGAGCCCAUCAGACAGGGACCCUUCAUGGUGUGGGAGGGUGCACCUGGGGUAAGGUCCUCCUCCAGAGGUCACCAUCGACAUGCGUUCCUCUUCAAAAACUAUGUCAUCAUCUGCAAAUCCAAGAGAGACACCAACACAGACACCCAGGGCUACGUCUUUAAGAACAUGAUGAAGCUGAACAACAUAGAUGUGAAUGAGACAGUGGAGGGUGAUGACCGGGCCUUUGAGAUCUGGCACGAGCGUGAGGACUCUGUCAGGAAGUACACGCUUCAGGCUCGCACCGUCAUCAUCAAGAACUCCUGGCUGCGAGACCUCAGGGAACUGCAGCAGCGCUACACCAUGCCUGCCUGGAGUAUGCCUGACUUUGAUGAGCUUCUGGCUGACUGCACAGCGGAGCUGAGACAGACGGUGAAACUGGCCUGCAAGGUUACUGGAGUACCCAAACCUGUGGUCACCUGGUACAAGGACGGGCGGGCAGUGGAGGCCGACCCUCACCACAUCAUCAUCGAGGACCCUGACGGUUCCUGCACCCUGAUCCUGGACAACAUGACGGCUGAUGACUCUGGACAGUACAUGUGCUUCGCCACUAGCACAGCAGGCAACGCCAGCACCCUGGGAAAGAUCACUGUCCAAGUGCCUCCUCGUUUCGUGAACAAGAUGAGGAAUGCUGUCUUAAUCGUUGGUGAGGAUGCUCAGUUUUCCUGCACCAUCCAGAGCGCCCCCAGCCCCAAGAUCAGAUGGUUCAAGGAGGGCAGGCUGCUGACUGACCAGGAGAAGUAUCAGACCUACACUGAGUCCCGUAGUGGAGUCCUGGUGCUGGUCAUUAAAGGCCCUACGGAGAGAGACCUGGGACACUACGAGUGUGAGUUGUCUAACCGACUGGGCAGUGCUAAAUGUGCAGUUGAUCUGUGCCUUCCUUCUGCUGUGGCUAGAAGAGGAGAGCAGGCGAUCACCAUUGAAGUCACUGAGCAGGAGACUAAAACACCAAAGAAAACCAUCAUCAUAGAGGAGACCAUAACUACGGUGGUGAAGAACACCCGUAUGAAGCGUCGCGGCAUGUCUCCAUCUGGGUUCAACCUCUCCGAAACCAACACCCCAAAUCUCCCCACCACCCCCACCGGCACGGCCAGGCAGAGGAGGCAGGUUUCUGCCAGCAGGAAGACCACCAUCCCCACCCUGUACGUCACGGAGCCCGAGGGGGGUGCUGGGGCCCGGGCCGCAGAGAACAGGUGGGUGGAGGUAGAGGAAAUCAUUGAGUACAAGGUGAACAAGUCGCCCAGGCUAUCCAGGAGAAGAGGGGUCUCACCAGCUGGGUCGGAGCGAGCGAACACCCCCUCCUUCACCCGGCCACGGAGGUCCCCGAACCCCAACACCAACAAUUCCAACAACAAGCUGGUAGAGCUGCAGAACUGCUCCGAGCUAGAGGGGGCUCAUCCUAUAGCCUGGGAUGAUGAUGAGGAGGAUGAGAACAUGGCUUGGUCUGAGGUUGCCCCUGGACUCAGUGGAGAGGCCUGCGAGGUCUCCGCUGUUCUAAUCCCUUACGACCAUGAACAUGAUGAGGCCUGGCUAGAGGAGCAGAAAGAGGCCUUUGUCACAGAACCGGAUGAUGAUGAUGAUAACAUGGAACCUCCCAGGAAGCUGGAGCCUAAGACCCUGACCCAGGCCGGUUGCGUUCUUACCCUGGAGGACUUGGAGGACUAUGUUCCCAGGGAGGGGGAGACCUACAGCUCCUCCAAUACCAGGCCCUCCCCUACCGAGAGACCCUGUGAGGUCUCUGUGCUUCAGAGGGAGAUUGGGGGCUCUGUCGUGGGCCAGCCAGUGCUGCUCAAUGUGGGGAGGCCUGUGGUGGUGCCCAGGGGGGGGCGCAGCCCUGGCUUCUUCAGCCGAUUUAGAGAGUACCUCUCAGGCAGCAUGUUCUCCCUGGCUGCCCCCCACCACCACCACCACCCCAGCGGAGACCAGUCUAGAAGGGAGAGAGAGAUUCCCAUCCAGGUCAGCCAUGCCAAGCAAGAGGUCAAGCCUGCAUACUGUUCUGAGGUGCAGAGAGUGGAGGGAGGGCAGCAGAGAUACAAAACCAAAGUCUACACGUCAGUGGGCAAGCCAGUCACUCUUCAGAUUAGCCAGAACCCAUAUCAAAACCAAUAACCUAGUGUGUGAAAAUCAGUUGCUUGAUCAGAACCAAACUGAUUUUUGUUCAUUGGUGAUACGUACAAUAGCCGUUUUAGUCUUAAAUGGGAACAUUACUACUUAAGUGUUAAAAAGCAUAUUCUAACCUUGCAUUUUCUUGCAAAUGGGAGGAUCAUUCCAUUUUGAAGCAACCCAUCUGAAAGUCAAAUGCAGACACAGGAAGUCAGUUGUUUUGGUCAGACAAAGUCGUUUUUAAAGGACAAAACAUCAAAAGGGGGUUGGAUUUGUUGUUUAGGCAAAAUGAUUUCCAAACGCCAUUGUAUACUAUCCAGGCUUCAAUUUAUUGUUGCCUUGCUUGCCACAUAUUUGAUUAUUUGAUGUACAGAAAAAUAUAGAAUAAUUGCAAGUCUUGCAACAUGGACUGACACUGUUUGAAAGUUUAAAAAAUCCAUCUGCUUUACCCUCAGGUGACAGCUGUUUUGAAUGUCAACAUCUUGAUGUUAAACUUCUGUUCCGUAGGAGAACAUCAGUACAGUACUAUAUUUCUCUCUGUGUGUUGUCUCUUAAGUUCAAUGAACAAGGAAUAUCCACCUUGACUUGUAGCAUAUCAGUUUGUAAAUAGGCUAACUAACUCCUGUGAAAGGAAAAAAAUGUGUCUCGACAGUAACUUACCAAACCAAUGACUUCAGCAACGAAAUUGCUAGAAGUACAAAAUAAUUCUAAAAGAGCAUUGAUUACAGACGUUGCUGGACUGUGUGAAACAUUGACGAUGUUCUUUCAAAUGCAGCCACGGUCUGCUUGAGAAUACAAGAAAGCCAGAUUAAAGACUGAUACAUGGAUCAUUGAGUUGUACUUCAGAUUGGGCUGUCCUGUCCUAUGGAGAAGUCUAGAAUUUUCUAAGCGUUUCUAGAUGGGCAGUUACAUGUUGUGCAGUGCUGAUGCUUUUACAUUAACUGUAUAUCACUCACUUGUGGUGUGGACUGUGGAAUGAUAUAGGUCUAUGAUUAUGUUAUACAGGUCUCGUAUAAAGGGUCUCUGUUUACUUUAGGUCAUAUACAUGCAAAACAUAGACCUAUAUAGGAUAUUUCAUUUUGAACUGGGUCAUUUGUUUUAUAGAAAGGCACUUCAUUAUCAGUUUAUUGAGAGCAUUAAAGAGUAGAUUGACCUCAGAUAAUUAAGUAUUUGUGAUUACUUUAAGGUCAAAUGUAAUUAAUUAUAUUUAGAAAAGUGGGAGCAUGUUAUGUAUUAGCUUUUUGAAAGCCGAUUUGCGUGUUUAUCUGAUUGACAUAAUUUAAUUAACACAAUGAGUCCCACUGUAACGCCGACGCGUUUUGGACUUCUGGGUAGAACCAUUGGAUUUGUCUUUCUUCUGCAUCCGUAGAUACCAACCAUUAGUCUGUGUAAUUAACGGGGGCUGAGCUAGAGCUGUGUUUGUGAGACAAGGGCGGAUCCCAAUGGGGCCCUGGGCUGUGUCUUUUUACUAAAACCUAUGUAGUCUGAAUGAUUUGAGCUACAAACUAUUCAGAUAUUUAUGAAAAGGUGAGACUCUCACGAACACAUGCAUGUAACUAUGACGCUCAACACCUACACAAGAGUCAUUAGAAGCUAAGGGGUUGUUCUACAUAGAAGAUCAUAGGAAAUCCCAGGACAUAGUGUCUAUAAUAAGCUCACAUAGUGGCUCUCACAAAAUCUAAACAGUUGUCAUUUCCCAGUGAGCAUACAAUUUCUGUACUUACAGCAUUCAUAUCAAUUCAUUUGAUCAGGAUUUUGCUUUGGCAGAUUAAAAACAUUUUUUUAUUGACAUUUGUCAAUAAAACUCAUGAAUGCAACUGUUUUAUGUCAAAUAGUUUUGUGUUCUACUUGUAGCCCUGGUUGUCCUGAAAAGAACACUCCCUUGUGAGGCUAGAUAUCAAGGCUGGACAUGCCCUUAUAAUAAAUUAAAGUCAGAUACAUUAAAAUAUGAUUUUUGCUGGGGCUGCGGGACUGAUAGGGUUAAUAUUCAUCUUGUCACAUUCAGUUCAGGUGGGAGCACAGUUACAUAGUUAGUGAGCCAUUGUACACUGGAUUUAUUCACUUUGUUGCAAUAUAUUGCUUUAAAAAGUGAAUUACCACUUUCCAAAGUAAGGGUGAUGUUUUGUUUUUAUGUUAUUUUAAAUGUCUUGUAAAAGCAUUGAAUGUUUAACUUUGUAAGAAAUUCAACAUAAAUCACAUAGGUUUUGACUGCCUGCACAUGUUUAGUUAAGAGAAUGAAUAGUUCAUGGAUUUUUGGGAGGGUACUCCCAAGUGUUUAAUACACCAAAACAAUUAAAUUUCAACUGAUGAACUGAU
This is a messenger RNA of Oncorhynchus mykiss (rainbow trout), 20598 nucleotides long. NCBI's taxonomy places the organism in Eukaryota, Metazoa, Chordata, Actinopteri, Salmoniformes, Salmonidae. The record is from RefSeq and is a predicted model, not a curated record.